Messenger RNA from Carlito syrichta (Philippine tarsier), 800 nucleotides. It is a transcript of the gene SNRNP25, whose product is annotated as small nuclear ribonucleoprotein U11/U12 subunit 25. Gene Ontology annotation, biological process: mRNA splicing, via spliceosome. The coding region runs from base 179 to 550 and encodes 123 amino acids. NCBI's taxonomy places the organism in Eukaryota, Metazoa, Chordata, Mammalia, Primates, Tarsiidae. The record is from RefSeq and is a predicted model, not a curated record. Gene Ontology annotation, cellular component: U12-type spliceosomal complex. The transcript has 5 exons.
UGCGCGUGCGCGCUUCUCCUCUCACGCGCGGUCCGGGGCCCGCCGAGGGCGGCUGCUGCCGGCGGCCCUGGAGGCGGCGGAGGCGGUGAGCCGGUCCGAGGCCCAGGAGGACGAUGAGGACGAGGAAGAGGCGCUGCCGCACUCCGAAGCGGUGGACGUGUUCCAGGAGGGUCUCGCCAUGGUGGUGCAGGACCCGCUGCUCUGCGAUCUGCCCAUCCAGGUUACUUUGGAAGAGGUCAAUUCCCAAAUAGCAUUGGAGUAUGGCCAAGCAAUGACAGUCCGAGUGUGCAAGAUGGAUGGAGAAGUCAUGCCCGUGGUUGUAGUACAGAAUGCCACAGUCCUGGACCUGAAGAAGGCCAUUCAGAGAUACGUGCAGCUCAAGCAAGAGCGUGAAGGGGGCAUUCAGCACAUCAGCUGGUCCUAUGUGUGGAGAACAUAUCAUCUGACCUCCGCAGGAGAGAAGCUCACAGAAGACAGGAAGAAGCUUCGAGAUUAUGGCAUCCGCAAUCGGGAUGAGGUUUCCUUUAUCAAAAAGCUGAGGCAAAAGUGAAGCUCCAGAUAACAACAGCUCUAUUCACUGGUGGUCAAGCCUCUCCCUAGCAGGAUGGAGUCCUCGAGUCAUUGUUCCCCUUUCACAGAAAGGAUGUCAAGGUGUCUUCACCCCAGGUGUGUCCAGUGGAAACUCAGCAUGAACCUUGAGGCCCUCAGGACUAAGACAGAGUGAACCAAUGCACCAUUCUUUCCUGUGUACUUGGCCUGAGACUAACCAGAAUAAACCUGUUUGCUUCUUAAUUUGAAAA